Messenger RNA from Bufo gargarizans (Asiatic toad), 758 nucleotides. RefSeq names its product HGH1 homolog (gene HGH1). The transcript has 3 exons. The annotation marks the transcript as partial. The record is from RefSeq and is a predicted model, not a curated record. NCBI's taxonomy places the organism in Eukaryota, Metazoa, Chordata, Amphibia, Anura, Bufonidae.
GUAUCGGGGGGGUAUUGCACGUAUUUGGGGUCUCUUUGCCUCCUGAGGUUUUUCUCUCUGUCCGCAGUCCUGCCGCCCGAUCUGCAGUAUCUGCCGGAGGACAAAGAGCGGGAGCCGGACCCCGAUAUACGGAAGAUGCUGAUAGAAUGCCUGCAGCUGCUCUGCGCUACCCCAGAUGGGCGUCGUAUCCUUAAAGAUCGGGGAACGUAUCUGAUCCUGAGAUCGCUGGAUUCCUGGGAGGCGGAGCCUGAUGUGAAGAGAUCCUGCGAGAAGGUCAUCCAGAUCCUGAUCGGCGAUGAGCCCGAGCGUGGAUUACAAAACCUGUUAGAAGUUCAGGUGCCCCCGGAGCUGGAGGAACAGCUGCAGCGGCUGGAUGAGGAAGAGGAGCGAGCGCAGCAGGAAGAGGCGGCCAAGUGAGUCCUCAGCAUCUCGCCCUGCCGGCAGGUCUUCUGAAGGACAUCACCAGAUCUGAAGCCCCAUUCCAUCGUGUGUGAAACUCCUGCUCUGGCCUCCGUCACACGAGGGGUGUUCAGUCCGGGGCCACACUCCGGGCGAUGGCCGCGAUUCCCAGAAUGAACGCUGCUCCUUAUGAUUUAUGAUGCUGUGAGUUCCUGCCGACAGCGGGUCUACUGUCCGGUGGUCAGUAGACUGACAUAUGACCGAGUGCGGCGUCCGCUCGGCUUCUGACACAUUCACGUUUCCCCAUGAAUCAGUAGUGCUUACCCGAGUAAUACAUUAUAUCAUCUAUCCUGCUGACA